Sodiomyces alkalinus F11 is the source of this 1225-nucleotide messenger RNA. RefSeq names its product citrate lyase. Bases 274 to 1170 code for a protein of 298 amino acids. The transcript has a single exon. Gene Ontology annotation, molecular function: catalytic activity; magnesium ion binding. Gene Ontology annotation, biological process: oxaloacetate metabolic process. The record is from RefSeq and is a predicted model, not a curated record. NCBI's taxonomy places the organism in Eukaryota, Fungi, Ascomycota, Sordariomycetes, Glomerellales, Plectosphaerellaceae.
CUGCGACUCGACUGGAUCGUAAUUGAUCUUGUACUUCCAUUGAUGGAAUUCAAGCUUAUACACUUCGCUUCAUACUUCUCAUCUCACCCCCGAAUACUUAUAUAUCCAUAACGGCGCCCUCUUCAUAACCGGUCAUCGUCAUGGCGCUUCCGGCCAAGUCUACGUCUAUUCUACGACGAGCACUCCUCUACGGUUGAUCUUCUUGUUGUUGUCCCUAUACACAACACCAGUUCUAAACUAAUUACUCCUGCAGUUCCGUCCUCGUCGGGGAAAAUGCUCAAUAAGUCCAUGGGCUUCAUCUCCGACAACGUAACAUAUGACUUGGAAGACUCCGUGACCUUGGCGCGUAAACCAGAUGCUCGACAUCAGCUGCGAUCGUUCCUCUCGGCUCAGAAGACGCGUCCGGCCUCAGUCGCAGAGGUGGCUGUCCGGAUCAACGGAGUUCGGACUCCAUUUGCUCUAGAUGACCUCACCAACCUGGCAUCACUGCCGAAUGUCGACGCUGUCGUGGUCCCCAAGGUCGAUUCUAGCGCCGACCUGACCUUUGUGACUGACGUGCUGCGCCAUGUGGCCCCAGAGAGGCACGCGGAGGACUCUAAGAACCCUAUCAAGAUAAUUGCGCUCGUCGAGUCCGCCAAAGCGGUCAUGGACCUCCGGGAGAUUUGUAACGCCACCCCGUAUCUCAGUGGGCUGAUCUUCGCUGCCGAGGAUUUCGCCAAAGAUCUCUCUCUGACACGAACCCCGUCGCUCACGGAAUUCCUCUAUGCACGGUCCGCCAUUGUGACGGCUGCAAGGGCGGCAGGUCUGCCCAGCGCCAUCGACCUUGUCUGCACCUCUUUCAGGGGCGAUGCUGGGCUAGCGAGGCUUCGCGAGGAGUGCGAAGGGGGCAAGGCCAUGGGGUUUAACGGGAAACAGUGCAUCCACCCUAGCCAGGUCGACCUUGUUCAGAAGCUAUUCGCCCCAGACGAGGCCGAGGUCGAGUGGGCGGUGCGUAUCCUAGUCGCCGAUGCGAAAGCUACCUCUUCUGGUCGCGGUGCUUGGACACUUGAUGGCAUGAUGAUAGAUGCCCCGGUCGUGGGGAGGGCUAAAUCUAUCCUCGAUAAGGCGGAAAGGUGCCAGAUUGAUGUCGGUCGUCUCCGAGAAAGAUGGAGGAAUCAAGAGCCCGAGUAAAGACAAUACCUACUAGUUUAUAUGAGGGAAUUUGCUCCCCAGAACGUCGCCAUGC